Molecule: messenger RNA, 2113 nt
Organism: Varanus komodoensis (Komodo dragon)
Lineage: Eukaryota; Metazoa; Chordata; Lepidosauria; Squamata; Varanidae
Gene: CLP1
Product: cleavage factor polyribonucleotide kinase subunit 1
Exons: 3
Coding region: 109-1386 (425 amino acids)
Biological process (GO): tRNA splicing, via endonucleolytic cleavage and ligation
Cellular component (GO): mRNA cleavage factor complex; nucleus
Molecular function (GO): polynucleotide 5'-hydroxyl-kinase activity
Source: RefSeq, a predicted model, not a curated record
CCUGAGGCGUGCGCACUCGGUGUCUCCUCACUUCCGGGGCAACGGACCCGAUCUGAGUCCCGGGCGCGCGGAUCUCUGUGGAUUCAAUAGAAGUUGCAAAUAAACAAGAUGGCAGAAGAAGCUGGGGAUGAUAAGAAACUGGUGGCCAAGUUUGAGCUGGAGAGGGAGACAGAACUUCGCUUUGAGGUUGAAGCCUCACAAACUGUCCAGCUAGAGCUUAUGACAGGCAUGGCUGAGAUCUUUGGAACAGAGCUGACACGUAACAAGAAAUUCACCUUUGAUGCUGGUGCCAAAGUGGCUGUCUUCACCUGGCAUGGCUGUUCAGUACAACUGACUGGUCGAACUGAAGUAGCCUAUGUCUCUAAGGACACACCCAUGUUGCUCUACCUCAACACCCAUACAGCCCUGGAGCAGAUGCGGUGGCAGGCUGAGCGUGAAGAUGAACGGGGGCCUCGGGUUAUGGUGGUGGGCCCCACAGAUGUGGGCAAGUCAACUGUCUGCCGCCUGCUGCUGAAUUAUGCUGUGCGUCUAGGGCGCCGACCCACUUUUGUGGAGCUGGAUGUAGGCCAGGGCUCAAUCUCUAUCCCAGGCACUAUGGGAGCACUUUAUAUUGAACGACCUGCAGAUGUUGAAGAAGGAUUUUCAGUUCAGGCCCCUCUAGUCUAUCACUUUGGCUCCACCACACCUGGCACUAACAUCAAACUCUAUAAUAAGAUCACAUCUCGCUUGGCUGAUGUAUUUAACCAACGCUGUGAGGUGAACCGCCGGGCUUCAGUCAGUGGCUGUGUCAUCAAUACCUGUGGCUGGGUGAAGGGAUCUGGCUACCAGGCACUUGUACAUGCUGCCUCCGCCUUUGAAGUUGAUGUUGUAGUAGUGCUGGACCAGGAGCGCCUCUACAAUGAACUGAAGCGAGACCUGCCUCACUUUGUUCGGACGGUGCUGCUCCCUAAGUCAGGUGGAGUGGUGGAACGCUCCAAGGACUUCCGACGGGAAUUUCGUGAUGACCGCAUACGUGAAUACUUCUAUGGCUUCCGUGGGUGCUUCUACCCACAUGCCUUUGAUGUCAAGUUCUCUGAUGUCAAGAUAUACAAGGUGGGAGCACCCACAAUCCCUGACUCAUGUCUGCCUCUGGGCAUGUCACAAGAAGACAACCAGCUCAAGCUGGUACCGGUUACACCUGGUCGUGAUAUGGUGCACCACUUGUUAAGUGUGAGUACAGCUGAUGGUACGGAUGAGAACAUCUCUGAGACUAGUGUAGCUGGUUUUAUUGUUGUCACUGCAGUGGAUCUGGAACGUCAGGUGUUCACUGUGCUUUCACCAGCACCUCGUCCAUUGCCCAAGAACUUUUUACUCAUUAUGGACAUUCGUUUCAUGGAUCUCAAGUAGCACCAGCAUAUUUUUGCUUUCAUAUAAACAAAACCGUUACAGCCCUGUAUGGAACAUCAUCAUUCAAAAUGGACAGGAAAGAACCCUGGAGACAGUUUGAGCCAUUUAAAAUAAUCCUUUCAGUUUUCUCUCAGCCAUUAGAAAGAACAACUGAAAGGGUGAAGCUAAGAGGAUUCAUGGAUUUUAAUGUGUGACUAGCCAUAAUGGGCAAACAUGGUUACCUGCUAACAUUGCUUUACAUUGUUCUUUGGGUUCUCAGAGGCCCCAGUCUUUGAAACUGAAACACUUCUCUUCAUUGUUCCAUCUGAAAGUAGUCAUGUUGUAGAGAGAGUGAUUUUUUAUAUUAUAUUUUUUAAGAUGUAAUAAAUUCUAAAAUAUGUAUAUUUUCAUGCUUGUGCUUCUAUCUUCAGAGGCUUGUUUAUUUAUUAGAUUUACAUCCCACCUUUUUUCUUACAUAUAUUUCUCCUCCCGCUCUCAAUUGUAUCCCCACAAUAACAAAUCUGUGAGGUAGGAUUGGCUGAGAGUCUGUGACUGGUCCAAAGACACCCAGUUGGCUCUGUGGCUGAGUGGGGACUAGAAUCCAUUUUGCCUAAGUCCCAGUCCUGUGAUUUUAAUGACUACAUCAUAGUUUUAAUAUGUAAAAGCCUGGUAUGUGUGGCUCAGUGUAAGGCUGAGCAAAAGGAGACUGCUUUGUGUAAUAAAUGGAAAUUCUGUACGUACAAGUUAA